UACGUGAUGAUUGCCUGUUGUACAACGGUUUGUUUAGUGUAACAUAACUUUAACCUAAUCUCGAUUUGGUUUCAUCAUAUGUAUGGUAGAACACGAGUGUUGGAAUCGAUGGACCAAUCAAAUUAAAAACUAAGGAAAACCAACCUUCAGUCAAUAAUUUACUCCUUCCUUUCUAUCUCCUUAAAACCAGUACCAUAUAGACAAAUAGAGCAAGGAGGAGUUAUGUCAGUCAUCGUCCAGUGGUGGAAUUGCUUAUCCUAAAAUUCAAUCUUAAAAGAGUCCUUAAAUCCGCGUCCCUAUUAUCUUUCCACUCUGAAUCUGAUCCCCAAAAUUCAAUCUUUUUCUUUUAUAUUUUCCAUUCCCUCUCUCUUAAAAAAAAAUAAAAAUCAAAACUUGACAAGGAAAAUCAUCAAAAUCAUCAUUUUGGAGACAUGGGUUUGGAUGGGAAUGAAGAAACAGGCACAAUCCAAGAAGUGCCAAACAAUUCAAUUUUCAGAUACAACUCGCCUCUGGUCCAAGUAAUCCUUAUCGGAUUGGUCUGCUUUUGCUGUCCUGGAAUGUUCAACGCUCUCUCCGGCAUGGGUGGCGGUGGUCAGGUCGACCCGACGGCUUCCGACAACUCCCUCAUCGCACUCUACACCACCUUCGCCGUCUUCGGAAUCCUCGGCGGCGGAAUCUACAACGUCCUCGGACCCCAUCUGACGCUUCUCACGGCUUGCUUGACUUACGUCCUCUACGCCGGCUCUUUCCUUUACUACAAUCACCACCACAACCAGGUUUUCGCCAUUGUCGCUGGAGCUAUACUCGGCAUCGGAGCUGGGCUUUUGUGGGCCGGACAAGGUGCUAUCAUGACGUCAUACCCACCGCCUGAUCGGAAAGGAACUUAUAUUUCCAUCUUCUGGAGUAUAUUCAACAUGGGUGGUGUCAUUGGAGGCCUAAUUCCUUUCAUUCUCAAUUACCAUAGAACCAAAGCUGCUUCUGUUAAUGAUGGUACUUAUGUUGCUUUCAUGUGCUUCAUGUUUGCUGGGGCUCUACUUUCUCUGGCUAUUUUGCCACCUAGCCGUGUUGUUCGUGAUGAUGGGACAAGGUGUACGAAGAUUAAGUACUCCAAAGUGACCACAGAGAUUGUUGAGAUUGCCAAGCUGUUUAAGAAUUGGAAAAUGCUUCUUAUAGUCCCUGCAGCUUGGUCCAGCAAUUUCUUUUACACUUACCAAUUCAAUAAUGUUAAUGGGGUGUUGUUUAAUCUGAGGACUAGAGGAUUGAACAAUGUGUUCUAUUGGGGUGCUCAGAUGUUGGGGUCUAUUGUUAUUGGACACUUGAUGGAUUUCAGUUUCACGAGUAGGAGGACUAGAGGGUUUUUUGGGAUUGGAGUGGUUGGUCUCCUUGGAACUGGUAUUUGGGCUGGUGGAUUAGCCAACCAGCUCUUGUACUCCCGCCAUGAUUUGCCAGAUGAGAAGUUGGAUUUUAAGGAUUCUGGUGUUGAUUUUGCUGGACCAUUUGUAUUGUAUUUUAGUUUUGGGUUGCUGGAUGCCAUGUUCCAAAGCAUGGUUUACUGGAUCAUUGGAGCCUUGGCUGAUGAUUCUGAAAUCCUUAGCAGGUAUGUUGGGUUCUAUAAGGGAAUACAGAGCGCAGGUGCAGCUGUUGCUUGGGUAGUUGACUCUCGCAAGGUAUCCUUCAUGCACCAAUUGAUCACUAAUUGGUCGCUUACAACAGCGAGUUAUCCAUUACUGGUGGUUUUGGUCAUGUUUGCUGUGAAGGAUGAGAACCAGGAUGAAGAAGAAACUGCCAAAGAGGCUACUCCUUCAUCAUUUAACCCUGCCUCUGUCAAAUAAUGGUUAAUAAUGGUCUUAGCAAGUUGAUUUAAAUACCAUUUGUUCUGUGAUUAUCUUUCCUUUAUUUUUCAAUCUCAACUGAUAUUAUCAUUUUCACAGUGCCAAAAGUCUUAUUAAAAAAAAAAAAAGAAUUCCAAUGUU
Messenger RNA from Ziziphus jujuba (common jujube), 1973 nucleotides. Its product is annotated as UNC93-like protein 1. The record is from RefSeq and is a predicted model, not a curated record. The coding region runs from base 432 to 1832 and encodes 466 amino acids. The transcript is spliced from 2 exons. Lineage: Eukaryota; Viridiplantae; Streptophyta; Magnoliopsida; Rosales; Rhamnaceae.